AUGGCAACUACUAGUGAUUUUUGUGCGGAGUGUGACAUGGGGUAUGGGCACUUCUGGGAAAAGUACGGCACCCAGCCUUCCCUCUUGCUCGAUCUUUGCCGUACACAUGGCCUCAUUUUGGAGGCCAUGAAAUGUCCAAAAUGCGACGGCGAAUGCCGUCGCGAUGAUAAUUUAAAUUCAUUUAGCAAGCUCGAUUUUGAAACUAAUUUAAAAUUUGUAAAUUUGUAUCUGCGAGAGAGGUUUUCUUACGCAUCUGCACGGAGCGAGUUUAAUUUCCCAAACCGGACUAUUUGCGAUUGGGCGAGCUUCUGCCGGGAGGUUUUAAUUUUCUGGUGUUUUGAAAAUCAAUCCGACAAAAUUGGUGGGUCAGGGGAAAUUGUCGAGAUUGAUGAAUCUAAAUUUGGUAAACGAAAGUAUAACGUAGGUCGUGUCAUAGAAGGUCAGUGGGUUUUUGGAGGAGUAUGCCGCAAGAGUAGGGAUUUUUUCCUCGUUGCCGUGGAGACGCGUGACUCUCUCACUUUGCUUAACGUCAUUAAGGAGCGUAUCCACCCAGGGACAACGGUCAUUAGUGAUUGUUGGAAGGCAUACAACUGUUUGGAGAAAGAGGGCUAUCAACAUUUAACUGUGAAUCAUUCAUAUAAUUUUGUUGACCCCAAAAGUAAAGCGCACACAAACACGAUCGAGCGGAAAUGGAGGGAAGCGAAGAUCAAAGUGCCCCGCUUCGGCAGGAGGACAUACCACUUCGCCGGGUACUUGGCUAAGGCCAUAUUUCAAAUGAAGUAUCCGGCGAAGAACAAAAGAUUCCAUCAGUUCCUCCUUGCCGCAGCUCGCCUGUACCCUCCGCACUGACGGUAUGUGUUAAAUGUAUUGAUAAUGUGAUUUGGUUAUUAUUAGACAUCGUGCUAAUAAGGGGUGUGUUAAAUUAUUUUGGGCAAUCCUAAUUAAGGCAGCCGCGGAAAGUGUAUUUGAAUUAUUUAAUAAUGUUCGUACAUGCCGGGGAAUUUAAUAUUUUGUGGGGACCUCACUGGCCGUGCUUUAAUUCAAAAUCAAAGGUUGCCUUUCUACAAAUCUCGAUGUCUGCGAGAUUUCUGAAAACUACGGCGAAAUACCCCCACGGAGAUAUCGGCA
Molecule: messenger RNA, 1128 nt
Organism: Penaeus vannamei (Pacific white shrimp)
Lineage: Eukaryota; Metazoa; Arthropoda; Malacostraca; Decapoda; Penaeidae
Source: RefSeq, a predicted model, not a curated record